AUGGGUGCGGGUUUUUCUCCAGGUGUGGGUUUCUCGCCUCACUUUACCAAAAAAAUCACACUCUUUAAGUUGGAGCACACCAACAUGAAAUUUGUCGAAAUGGCAGAUGGUCUGAUAAUUCACACCAAAAACGAAGGAUUUGUGAUCACCGACGAUGACUUGGACUAUGACAAAAUUGAUGUUAACAAAGAAAUUAAAAAUCUGUUUUCUAUUGGAAACACAACAAAUUACAAAGUCAAGAUUCAGUUCACCACUAAAACAAAUGAGAAGUACAUAAUUUCAUUUGACCCACAAAUAAUAACAAUUCCUCCAAAUUAUGGGUGCGAGUUCAGUCUCUUUUUGACGCCACUGUGCAACUCGAAUAUGGAAAGUAGUUUUGUGAUCAAUUACGUCAUCUUCGCAAAUGACGCCAAAACAUGUAUACAUCAGAUGGACUUUAAGUACACCACCAAAAUAUCAACACGACUUGAUCCAGACAGUCUGAUUGAAGAGAAACAACUUGGUGAAGGCUCUUUUGGUGUUGUCUACAAAGGAAAAUUUGGAGGGAAUACAGUUGCUAUCAAAAAGAUGAAAAACGCCACCAACUCAAAAGACCAAAUGGCUGAAUUUGAGAAGGAAGUGUCAAUGCUUGAUAAAUUUAGGUGUGAUUAUAUUGUCCACUUCUAUGGCGCCGUUUUCUUUCCCAACAAAAUAUGUAUGGUCACUGAAUUUGCUGAGUUUGGGUCUGUGUGUGAUAUGUUGAAAAACAAAGACGCAAAAGAUGUGGAUAUGAAAUUGCGUAUCAAAAUGUGUUUUGAUGCAGCAAAGCGGUUGUCUUAUUUACAUAAAAAUGGAAUACUUCACAGAGACAUCAAGCCAGACAAUGUAUUAUUAUUUUCAUUGAAUCCAAACGAUGUUGUGAACGGCAAAUUGACUGAUUUUGGAUCAAGCAGAAAUAUUAACAUGAUGAUGACUAACAUGACAUUCACAAAAGGAAUCGGAACACCAAAAUAUAUGGCACCUGAAGUGUUAAAUAAAGAAAAGUAUAAAAUGCCUUGUGAUAUUUAUUCACUUGCAAUUUCAUUCUUUGAAAUCAUUGGAUGGGCAGAACCAUUUCCUAAAAAGAGGUUCGAACAUCCAUGGGAAAUAGCAGACUUUGUUGGGAAGGGAAACCACCUCACUUACAAUGAAAACUUUUGCAUUGAGACACAAGAAAUGAUAAACUCUAUGUGGGAUAUCAAACCUAAAAAACGAAUUUUAUGCGACGAAAUUGUGAAAAGACUCGAAACCAUUUUUUCCAAAUUCCAAUAA
This is a messenger RNA of Entamoeba invadens IP1, 1290 nucleotides long. Its product is annotated as serine/threonine protein kinase, putative. Bases 1 to 1290 code for a protein of 429 amino acids. Gene Ontology annotation, biological process: protein phosphorylation. Gene Ontology annotation, molecular function: protein kinase activity; ATP binding. Lineage: Eukaryota; Evosea; Mastigamoebida; Endamoebidae. The record is from RefSeq and is a predicted model, not a curated record. The transcript has a single exon.